AUGGUUACCUGUGCCAGGCUUGGGCUACGCGGCGGCGCCCGGCCCAUGCCGGCUCUCUUGACCGCGGCUCUUCUCGCCUCGCUGGCUCUGGUGCUCCUGCUGGCUCCCCACCACACCGGCGCUGUGGACCGGCGGGUUUUCAAGAAUUGCUCGCAAUCCGGCUUCUGUCGGCGCAUGCGUCGCGUCGGCGCCGACCAUCGGCGAUCUCUCUAUUCCACCGCCCACAAGGUUCCCUUUUCGGAAUCCCUCCACCAGCCUGAGUUUCUGGUCGACGAGGCUGGCUUGGGGUUUGCCUCGCGUCCACCGCCCGCCUUCCCGAACACCACGCCAUCGGAGUCCGGCUCGACCGACAUGCCGACCGGGGCCAGCUGGACCUAUGCCGCUGGGGCGGCUUAUGCGGUGGUCCCCGGCAGCUGGACCCUGGCAGAGGCCUUUGUCCAGGCUGCCACCAACGCGAGCGAGCCUGACGCCGACCCGGCGGCCGACUUUCUCCGGCGCAACCCGGCCAACGAUGAUGCGCUCCAUGUGUGGGACGCGCCGGGCCGCUCGCACGAUGUCCUCCCCCCGGGGGCGGCGGCCACCGAGUCCACUCGCGGACUUGGUCCGGACACGCUGCUCACUUUCCGGGUGGCGGCCACCGGGGACACCCGGGCGGCGCCGCUACUCGGCCGUGUGACAGCCAGCCCGACCGGCGCCGUGCGCUUGACCUUCGAGGAUGCCUCGCCCGGGGCCGUGCCGCGCUUCAGCCCGGCCCCCUUUACCAUUGUCAACACCCCGGCCGGGGCGCGCCUGCGCGUGGAACAUCUCCCCCAGGCCGGGUCGGUCCCGGGCGAAAGCUGGGUGGUGUAUGCAGGGCCGGCCGGGGCCGCGCGUCUGGCUCGCCUGACCGAUGACCCGGCAUGCAGCGAGUUCCCCUCGGUCGAGGCCUGCGCCGCCUCCCUUGCUGACCACCGGCCCUCUUCCGACAGCGAGUCCCUUCACUAUGCCCUGAUCAUCAGCCACACGCCGCUGCGUGCCCGCCUCUCGGUUGUGGUCCCGGCAACUGGCGGCCGGCCCGAUUGGUCGACCGGCCACCCUGCCCCGGCUGCCACUCGGGAAUACCCGGCCUCCUGGCCGUGGCUCGAGGUGGAUCGCCUGCUCGAGAUCAAUGCCCAGGAACGCCUGUGGGCCGAACUUUCGCGCAACAAGACAACGACCCCGCCCGCCGGGUCGCGCUCGGAUCGCUUUGACGACGAUGGCGCCUGGGAGGAGGACUUCCUGGAGUUCCAUGAUCCGAAGCCUCGAGGUCCCCAGGCGGUGUCCGUGGAUGUCACUUUCCCCGGGUUCUAUGGCGUCUUUGGCAUCCCAGAGCAUGCGUCGGACUUUGCCCUGCAGGACACAUUCCUUGGCGACCCCUACCGGCUCUACAACCUGGACGUCUUCCAGUAUGUCCUCGACAGCCCAAUGGCCCUCUAUGGAUCGGUGCCACUGAUGAUCGCCCAUGGGCAUAUGGCUAAUCGGCCGGCCGCCCGGCGCCCCCGCCGGUCGGUGGGCCUCCUGCUGCUCAAUGCCUCGGAGAUGUGGGUCGAUGUGGCCCAUCGUGUGCCCUGCGGCAGCACCUCCGUCACCCCGCUACUGCCGGCACCCCCGGUCUCCGUGGUCCUGGAUGACAUCAUCAUGGACAUGCCGGACGACGCGGUCAGGGACCCUUCGGACUCUUCCCCCAGGCCGACGCCCCCCGUGACUCUCAUACCGGCGCCCCAUGUUCCUGGCGGGAUUCUGCCCUCAUGCGGCCAGGCCGACCAGUGGGAGGAUCUCGGCGUUGACAGCCAUUGGUUCGCCGAGGCCGGCCACUUGGACAUGGUGAUGUUCCCUUCGUUCGAUCCCCCGGCCGCGGCCACUGACGAUGCCGACUCCGCCCCCACGGCCACGGCCUCGGUCCUGCGGCAAUUCACCCAUGUCACCGGCCGGCCACAGCUUCCGCCCAUCUGGGGGCUGGGACAGCACCAGUCGCGCUGGAACUACAACGACCAGACGGAUUUGCAGCGUGUCGAUGCCAUGUUCGAUGCCCAUGCCCUGCCGAAUGAUGUGCUCUGGCUGGACAUCGAACAUACCGAUCGCAAAUGCUACCUCUCGUGGGAUCGCGGCCGCUUCCCCGACCCGGUGGCCAUGCAGCAGUCUUUCGCCUUUGCCGGUGGUGCACGGACCAUUCGCGAGGAUGUCCCUCCCUCGGAUGCCUCCUCCGAUGCUGACGCCUCUUCCGACUCCAGCUCCGCCUCCGAUUCGGACCUCUCCUCCGAAGCGGACUCCUCCUCCGACCUGAGUGCGGAUCUGCCCACGGGCUCCGCCGGCGAGCAAUCCACCGCGGUGGUCGUGCCCGGGGCCGGGGCCGGUCGUCGUCUGGUGACCAUCAUCGAUCCGCACCUGCGUGCUGGCGAACUUCCCCCCAAGUAUUACGGCUUCGGAGAGCCGCGCACCGAGCAGUCGGAUGAGACCCGCUCGGAGCUGCUGCGCCAGGUUUUGACCGCUCGUGCUCAGGGGGCCCUAAUGGAGCCUGCUUCAUCGGGUGGCGUGACCGCCGAGCGUCCUUCGGCCCCCGGGCCCUUUGAUGAAUUGGAUGUCGGGGAUCUCUUGCGGUCACUGCGUCUGGAUGCUGGCUGGAGCCAGUACACCCGGGUGCUGGACCGCUGCCAGGGCGAUGCGGACCGCCUGCAUCGGCUGGUUCUCGACCGGUUGGAUGUCCUACUGGCGCACAAUGGCACCGGCCCGGAGGAGAGGUCGUCUACCGGCACGAUCGAGGGGUCUGCCCCCUCGACCGGCGACGGCGGCGGCCUGAACAUCGGCCCCCCCACACCGCCCCUGGCCCCGGGGAAUGACCAUCAAGCGCCGAACUCCGGCUGGGUGGACGGCGAGUGCGGCAUCUAUGAGGCCUCUCGGCGCUUGGGGUUCUUGGUGCGGGAGCCGGCCCCCCCGGCACCGAGCCCGCCGGCGCCGGAACCGGAGGUCCCAUCAUUGCCCAAUGGCGGCCCGCUGGUGGAUGACACUCCGCCACCCUCGGCGGAGGCGCGCGCCAAUCGGCGCCUGCGCCGGCGCCUGCAACACGCCGAGGAGGCCAUCUGCGACUUGGGCGAGGACAAUGUUCGACUUUUGGCGCGCGGGCUCUACGCCCUGGCGGACAUGGUCCUCCGGCAGCUGGACCACCGGUCCGGCGGGGUGCCGGUUGGCUUCCGGGAUUUCCACGGCCAGUGUUGGCCUGGGCGGUCCUCCUGGCCGGAUGUCCUCCGGCCGGAGGUCCGCCGGUGGUGGUCUAGCCGCCUGAGGCUGGACCGCGGUGGCCCGACCGAGGACGGGGUUUACGGCGCCUCGACACCGUGGCUCUUUGUCUGGAAUGACAUGAACGAGCCCUCCGUUUUCAGCGGCCCAGAGAUCACCAUGCCGAAGGAGCUCCUGCACGGCGGCGGGGCAACCGGCCUGCCGGAGUGGGAGCAUCGCGAGGUGCACAACCUUUAUGGGCUCCUGCAUCAUGCGACGACAUAUGCAUCGCUGCUGCACCGGGAGCUGGCCGGGUUUUCCGUUGCCCGGGCCCCGGCCCGGCCGUUUGUCCUGUCGCGGUCCUUCUUUGCUGGCAGCCAGCGCUUCGGUGCCAUUUGGACCGGCGACAAUGAGUCCUCCUACAGCCACAUGAGCUCGGUGGCCCCCUUCAGCCUGUCGCUUGGCUUUGGGGGGUUCCCCUUCUCCGGGUCCGAUGUCGGGGGGUUCUUCGCGGACCCGGACAACGAGCUGAUCGCCCGGUGGUACCAAUCGUCGGUCUUCAGCUCGCCCUUCUUCCGGGUUCACGCACACAUGGACACGCGCCGGCGCGAACCAUGGACACUGACCGAGCCCUUCCUGUCGUCCAUUCGCCUGGCACUGGACACGCGAUACCAGCUGCUGCCCUAUUGGUAUACGCUGAUGUAUCGGGCCCACUUGACUGGUGAGCCGGCCCUGCGACCUGUCUUCUGGGAAUUCAAUGGCGACGACCUUCAGCGAGGGGCGACCGCCGCCGGGGCCGCCACCAAGGGCCCAUCCAUGGAUGAGGGUCUCCUGCAUGUGUGUGCAGAUGCCGGGCGAAAGGCGCAUGGUGUGCCCCCGGGACCGGGGGAUUCCGCCAUGCAGUCGGCCGGGCGUGGGGAGCAUCUCCUCGGGCCAGCGCUGCUGGUCCGGCCCAUUCACAAGCCCACCAAUCAGACCGGCUUGCAGGGGGCUCCCGACAUUGACCCGGACACGGGGCUGGUGGAUGUCCUGCUGCCGGGCCUCGGUUCCGGGCACACUCGCUGGUAUGACUAUUGGAGCUUGCGGCCGAUGGAGGCUGCCACCGGGCAAGCCGGCGGCCUUGGCAGGGGGGAUUUGGUCCGGGUCCCGGUGUCGGCGGCCGCGGUGCCGGUGUUCCUGCGUGGCGGCCAGGUGCUUGCACGCAAGGACCGCCCCCGCCGGUCGUCAGUCCUGUCCGGCGCCGAUCCCUACACACUGGUGGUGGGGCUGCCCGGGGUCGCGCGAGCUGGCCCGGGCGGCUUGAGCUCCACUGGCGGUCGCACUCGGUGCCCCCUGGCCCGGGGCGAGAUUUACCUGGAUGACGGGUGGUCCGAGGCUCACCGGGCACACUUUGGCGGCGCAUGGGCUCGCAAGCGCCACGAAUUGACUGUUGACGCCCUCCCGCCGGCGGGCCAGGGGCCCUCGACGGCGGUGCUGCGCCUGUCCAACGCCGACCUUGGCCCCGGCGCGGCGGCUGCCCGGCAGAGCCUCCUCCGGGCGGCCAGUGCAGGCCCCCGCUCCUCCUCCUCCUCCUCCUCCACUUCAGGGAGCCGCCCACAGGACGAAGACCCGGUGGCCCACGCACCGAUGUUGGAUCCCCGGGCCCCGGUGGAACGGGUGGUGAUUCUGGGCGCGACACUUUCGCGCGCGGGCCCCGGCCAGGUCGCCGCCUCGUUGCGGGCCUUCGCGAUUGACUGUGACGCGGCUCGGCACCGGCUGGGCGCUCCGCCGGGCAGCCCCUGCCCGGAUGCCCUGCCCGAGGAGAGCAGCUCACCAGGUGACUGGUGGUGGCCGGUGGGCAUCGAUCACGAUCCCGGGCGCCAGUGGCUGACAGUCCACCGGCCGGGGAUCACCAUCUCCGGCGAUUGGGUGCUCGUGAUUUCGGCCCCGCUCGAGGGGUAUCCGUGUGUGUGAUUUGCCGCGUGAUCCAUCCCAUCAUAGACCGCCUUCGAUG
Molecule: messenger RNA, 5224 nt
Organism: Fonticula alba
Lineage: Eukaryota; Rotosphaerida; Fonticulaceae
Exons: 10
Coding region: 1-5184 (1727 amino acids)
Biological process (GO): carbohydrate metabolic process; N-glycan processing
Molecular function (GO): alpha-glucosidase activity
Source: RefSeq, a predicted model, not a curated record